AUGAAUCAAUAUAACGUUGGUCUUCUUGAUUUACCUAAUGAAAUAUUACUUAUCAUUUUGAAAAAGCUCAGCAAUAUGGAGGUUCUUUAUUCGUUAAUGGAUGUUGAUGAUCAACGACUUAACAUUAUAAUACAAGAAAAAACCUUUACUAAUACUCUCAAUUUUGUAGUGACAACAUUAACUGAUGAUAUUUUUCCGCUUACUGAUACAAUAGUUGAUCGAUUUUGCACAACUAUUUUGCCAAGUAUUCAUCACAAUGUUAAGUGUCUUAUUGUUGAUUCAAUAUCUAUGGAACGCAUUCUUCUUGUUGCUGAUUAUCCUAAUUUAACUGAACUUAAACUCUUUAAUUUUAAUCGUAAAAUAGUUUCACGUUAUUUUACAGAUCAAUCACCAUUUCGACUAAAACAUUAUACAAUAGAUGUGUAUGGAUAUAUUAUGAAAUUCUUCGAAAAUCUAAAACAUUUAUCUCUUAUUGGAUCAUAUCCCCACUAUUUUCCACCUUUGGUACUUGAUGAUUUACCAUUAACUACCUUAUUCUCUUCAACUCUUAACAAAUUAUGUAUUCAUGUGGCCGGUUUUGACGAUUGUCUUUCUUUACUUGAUGGUCGUCUCAAACAAUUAACCACCUUGAUUGUUCAUAUGUAUGAGAUGGGAUAUGGUCCAUCGAGAGUUUACAAUAUGGUAAGUUUAUAUUUUAGUUUAAUCUUUUUAACUGAAAAAAAAAUACUAUUGAUCAGAGCAGCGACGGUUUUCAUAUAAUUCCAGAUAGAUUCGUUUUGCUAGUUAAUUACUAUUUAAAUGAACUCUAAUUAAAUAGUUGUAAAAUGACUGUUUGUCUAUUCGAUGAGGAAAUAUAGUUAAUUUUGUAUAUUAUAUUUAAUUAUUAAUUAUUUCGUGCUGAUGAGUUGAUUUGAAGAAAUAAAUCGAAUGAUUGGUUUUUAUUUUAAUAAACAAACUGUUUAGUUUUAGUUAGUUUUUUAUCUAUUGAUCAUGUAUCAUUUUCUACUCAAAAAAUGAUCAGUUUUAAAAAUAAGACUGAACGUGUUCAUCUUCAGAUAUUUUGAAAAUAUCUAUAGUUAUACAAUAAGUCGAGAAGAGAUCAAACUUAUUUCUUCACAGUUGCAAUCAAUCUUUGAUUUUUUCCUCUUAGUCAUUUUAAUCAUUUUCAUUAUUUUAUAACAUAUAGAAAAACUAUAACAAUCACAAAUAUUAAAGAGUAUAAGUGUCAAAGGCAAUAAGGAAAGUGAAAGAAAACUAAAAGCAA
This is a messenger RNA of Rotaria sp. Silwood1, 1264 nucleotides long. The record is from the annotation of a GenBank genome assembly. NCBI's taxonomy places the organism in Eukaryota, Metazoa, Rotifera, Eurotatoria, Philodinida, Philodinidae.